CGUUUGGAAAAAAUGUCGUGUUUAACCUUCAAGUAAAUAACUUAUAAGGCACUGAAUGCGGCGAACGAUAUAUCACAAUACGUAGUGUAUUUAAGCGACUAUUAACUAUAAAAUUUUAAGAAACUACAUCCAUUGUAAUUCUAUUAAGUGUAAAUCAGGGAAUAAAAAGAUGUGUACAAUCUACUCUAUACUGAUCCUUGCCGCCGUAAGUCUCCCAGCUCUCGUUACGGCCGAAGGCAUUUCAGUCGAGCGGCAAGAUGAAGCUGUGACACUACCUGUGCCCACUACACCGAAGCCACUAUGCGAGGAAAAGAUAUGCCCACGCUUGUACUGGCCAGUAUGUUCGCUAGUGGAUGGACAGCAAAUGACAGCGUCCUCACCUUGUGUGCUCAACAAUAAGAUCAGAUGUUCGAAGUUGUUGCGACAGUCGAUGGGAAGAAAAGUUCCAACAAUUCGUUUCUUACACGCUGGUCCCUGCUCAGCCCAGAGAGAUCGCAGCAACGUGGUGCGCAUGAGGGAUGCUGCCGACGUUGUAGGCAACGAGAAAUCAUCGAAAGAAGCCAGCUUCGAAGAAAUCAUUGAUGAGAUGAUCGAUGAAAUUUUAUAUGGCGAUAGCGGCGAAAGUGACGAAUAUGACGAAGAAAUUGGAAGUGACGAAUAUGACGAUGAUAUUGGAAGUGACGAAGAUGACGAAGAUAUUGGAAGUGACGAAGAUGACGAAGAUAUUGGAAGUGACGAAUAUGGAAUUCUUAGCGGGGAAAACUUUGAAAGUGAUGAGGAUAGCGAUGAGAUCAUUGAUAGAAUUCUUAGCGGAGAAAGCACUGAAAGUGACGAGGACAGGGACGAAAUCAUUGAUGGAAUUCUUGAAAGUGUUGAAAAUAGUGGUGCCGCUACUGGCGAGGAAAUAGAUAAUGACUAUGAUGAAGCUGAACCCGUUGAAGAUAAGGGUGAAAUAUUACAUCGGCGAAGGCAGGCAAAGAUUGAUAAAAGCUGGCUUUGAAUCCAAAGUGAGCUGACAUAG
Molecule: messenger RNA, 1021 nt
Organism: Rhagoletis pomonella (apple maggot)
Lineage: Eukaryota; Metazoa; Arthropoda; Insecta; Diptera; Tephritidae
Product: acidic leucine-rich nuclear phosphoprotein 32 family member E
Exons: 2
Coding region: 170-1000 (276 amino acids)
Molecular function (GO): protein binding
Source: RefSeq, a predicted model, not a curated record